This is a messenger RNA of Salvia splendens (bonfire salvia), 2219 nucleotides long. RefSeq names its product MATE efflux family protein. The transcript is spliced from 13 exons. Bases 125 to 1774 code for a protein of 549 amino acids. Gene Ontology annotation, biological process: transmembrane transport. The record is from RefSeq and is a predicted model, not a curated record. Gene Ontology annotation, molecular function: xenobiotic transmembrane transporter activity; antiporter activity. NCBI's taxonomy places the organism in Eukaryota, Viridiplantae, Streptophyta, Magnoliopsida, Lamiales, Lamiaceae. Gene Ontology annotation, cellular component: membrane.
UCCACUAGAUUCCACCACCAACCUCAACACUGUGCUCAAUCUCGAUAGAUAUACGGCUAUCUGAUUCCGAGAUUCAUCCAUCCUUCCACACAAAACUGCUGAAUUCUUCGCCGUGGAUCUAGCGAUGGCGUUUGGUGUUGCUGCGCAGCACCAUCUCUUCUCCAUUCAUGCAAAUUACAACCACUCGCCGAUUCACGGAAUCUCUCCUUACAGAUGUUCGACCAAAUGCGCCAACGGCUAUAGUUCGGUUCGAUUUCGAACGAUCACAAAAUCAUCGGCAAACAAAACUCCGAGAACCAUACCGGAAAAGCCGAAGCCUCCAAUUGAAGGAGACCGGGUCGAUGAUUUGGACAAUGGUCGAAAUUCGUUCUCCUCCGUUAUGCAUCGUAUUAGGGCGGGAAUUAAACUAGAUGGACUUGGUAUGGAAAUUCUGUCGAUUGCACUUCCUGCAGCUCUGGCUCUUGCAGCCGACCCAAUUACUUCACUUGUUGAUACUGGUUUCGUUGGUCAUAUAGGAUCUGCAGAACUGGCUGCAGUUGGUGUAUCGGGUGCUGUUUUUAACCUUGUUUCUAAACUAUUUAAUGUCCCGUUGCUAAAUGUCACUACGUCCUUUGUUGCUGAAGAGCAGGCAUCUGCUUUAAAGGAUGCCGAUGACGGCAGUCCAACUGCUAAAGAGCAAGAAAACAAGAUAUUUCUUCCUUCAGUAUCAAAUGCUAUAAUACUUGCCGCUGGCCUUGGCAUCAUAGAAGCUGUGGCGCUCUUCGCAGGAUCAAGCUUUUUAAUGGAUACCAUGGGUAUACCUGUUGACUCACCAAUGCGUGCGCCAGCUGAACAGUUUCUCGCUCUAAGGGCGUUUGGUGCUCCACCAAUUGUUGUUGCUCUAGCUGCUCAAGGAACUUUUCGUGGGUUCAAGGAUACAAAGACACCCCUUUAUGCAGUUGGAGCUGGCAAUUUACUCAAUGCACUGCUGGACCUCAUAUUAAUAUUUUACUUUGGUUUUGGCAUUAGUGGUGCUGCCAUUGCUACCGUGACUUCUGAGUACUUGACAGCUCUAAUACUUCUGUGGAAGCUGAGUGACAAAUUGUUGCUUGUUACUCCAAGUAUUAGUGGGCAGAGGGUGGCUCAGUAUCUUAAAUCUGGUGCACUUCUGACUGCCAGAACUAUAGCUGUCCUUUCAAUCACAACCCUAGCCACAUCUAUGGCAGCACGAGAGGGACCCAUACAAAUGGCUGGCUUUCAGAUAUGUUUUGAAGUCUGGUUGGCUUUAUCUUUGCUAAAUGAUGCUUUAGCGCUAGCUGGUCAGGCUCUUCUUGCUAGUGACUACUCCCAAGGGAAUUAUAGUCUGGCACGCCAGCUGACCUAUAAAGUCCUACAGAUUGGUUUAGUAAUGGGAGUCGGUUUGGCUGUAAUUUUGUAUCUUGGAUUUGGUGCACUCUCCAGUCUGUUUAGCACUGACUCGGCAGUUUUGGAGAUUGCCAGAUCUGGAACCUUGUUCGUUGCUGCCAGUCAACCAUUCAAUGCUAUAGCUUUUGUUUUUGACGGGCUAUACUAUGGGGUUUCAGACUUUGGAUUUGCUGCAUAUUCCAUGAUCGUUGUUGCAUUGAUCUCUGCAGCCUUAAUACUGGUCGCCGCUCCUUCGUAUGGCAUUGCAGGCGUAUGGGGUGGACUGUUUAUAUUCAUGGCUUUGCGAGUAGCAGCUGGGUUCACUAGGAUAAGCACCAGAACUGGACCAUGGCGAUUGCUGAUGUCUGAUACCGAGAAGGAUGGUGCGUAAACUGGCAUAAUCACCUCCAAAUCUUCGUGUAUCCAGACAAUCCCAAUUUUGAGACCGAAUGAACAUAAGAAUGCAUCCCUCUCCAGGGUGGCUCCCCUACAGUAGUUCUUAAGCCAGGGGCGACAUAUGAUCAUACUAUAGAUAAAAGUAUGAAACGACACUCCCUAGUCGACUUCUCACCAUGUUGUGAAACGAAGCGCACCAUCCAUUUGGGCGAUCAUCGGAGGCUGUGAGUUCCUGGACUUGGCACAGUUCGGAGAAAUGAUUGUGCACUAGGGAUGAUUGCACAGUGCAGUUGUAUCACUUUUAUUACAAGGUUUGAUCGGUGAAGUGAUAAUUCUUUUAUCAUUCAAGUUCGUUUGCAACUUAGAUAGUGUGAUGAUUAUACAACCUCACUCUUGAUACUAGAUUCAACUAAUGAAGUUUAUUUAUCAUUUUUUUAAUA